UUACAUACUGGGAAACAUGUGAUCUAUGUUCCGGUUAGGAUGUGAGUCACAGCAUCCGAGGCAGUGUAUCAGGCAGACGGUGUUAUACAGUAUAUCUGACAGCGCAGAGGACGGCAGCUGACAGAGCGGACCUGGUCCCUGUAACAGGCGGAGCACAGAGCGACAUCUGGUGGACGAUAUUCAAGACUUCUUCACUGCUGCAUUACUGAGCUUGUUGAGGAUGAGGGCGUGUACGGGCGUUGUGGUGGGCGUGCUGGCGUUGCUUAUGGUCCUGUCUCAAGUGACUGGCCAAAAUACGGAAAGUAUAGUCACCCUCGUCCUACAGAAGCUGGGCGGGUUGUGGCAUAAUGGCGAGGUGGACUUCAUGGGCCACUCCUGUAUGUACAACUACCGACCAACCAUCUCCAGGUGGAAGCUCUACUACAAGGGCAAAAUGUGGUGUCCUGGCUGGGCCCCCUUCUCUGGCAGGUCCCGGAAGAAGAGCAGGUCAGGCGCCAUUGAACACGCCACACGGGACUUUGUGCAGAAGGCUCUGGACAGCGGCCUGAUCACCAAAGAGGACGCGUCUGCUUGGAUCUCACAAUAAAGAGUCGCUCCUAGCUCUUGACGUCACAAAUAUUGUUUACUCUAGUCUCUGUGAUGUUCAUUUGUUCUUUUUGAAACUAAUGACCAUUCAAUCUUAACCUUUGAGAACGAUGUCUUAACACCUUGCUUACUAUGACUUAACCCCUUAAGUAUGACACAUCAACCCCUUGAGCACAUAUCCACUGCAAAACAGAUUUAAUUAAAAGAAGGUUUGGUUGUAUAAUACUAAACGACUGUAUCUUGUGAUGAUUGUAUAGCAUUAUAUGAGUUGCCUUCAUGAACAACACACGUGGACGCCUCAGCACUGUCAAUAUUUUUAUUUUUUAUUUUGUCUCUGAUUAAUUUCUGAUUAGAUUCACUGUUUCAAUUCAGUUUCAAUUCCAUCACAAUAUGUUAAGUUAAUUUAAUCAUUAACAAAGAAUAUCUACUUGUAUUUUGUAUUCUUCCUUUCACCUUUGUUAAGAAUAGGCAAAUGAGAUGUGCAAGGUGUAUGUACUUGGUGAUUGGAUUCAUAUUCUUAGUGUAUCAAUUUACACCACACACACACUAGCUUACGUGACCAACAGGGUAAAAACCCGUCGCUGCCAUCCAUUACAACUGACAUUGUUUCUUCACUUUAUAUUUGUUUUCCUUUUUAUAAUGAAAAUAUUUGUUCAACAACCACCCUCCCCCCAUGUCACUGCAUAAGUUACUUCUGCCCAUUAUAUUGUUAGUCUAGUUGGUGCUGUAGCCUUACAAUAAACAGUUUAUUAUUAUUA
Homarus americanus (American lobster) is the source of this 1343-nucleotide messenger RNA. RefSeq names its product anti-lipopolysaccharide factor-like. Lineage: Eukaryota; Metazoa; Arthropoda; Malacostraca; Decapoda; Nephropidae. The record is from RefSeq and is a predicted model, not a curated record. The coding region runs from base 221 to 586 and encodes 121 amino acids. The transcript has 4 exons.